Rhincodon typus (whale shark) is the source of this 1293-nucleotide messenger RNA. RefSeq lists its product as uncharacterized. Lineage: Eukaryota; Metazoa; Chordata; Chondrichthyes; Orectolobiformes; Rhincodontidae. The record is from RefSeq and is a predicted model, not a curated record. Bases 1 to 1266 code for a protein of 421 amino acids. The transcript has 8 exons.
AUGUCUUCAGGACAAGGCUCGGGAAAGCAAAAGGCAAAAAAGGCCAGUUUUGCCCCACAAGCUGCAGGUCAUGAGUCCAACCAGAUCGUACCACGAAACAAGGCAGACAACAGAUCUGGAGCUAGCCAGGCUGUGGUCCCAUAUCAGCCAUCACAAGCCCAGCAACAAAACACCAUGCUUGUUCCAAAAGCCAAGCAACGUGUUCUAAUUAAUUACAUGAAAUCGCUGACAGAGAAGAGUCUAAAUGCAUUAAGAAAGUCGAAUAAAAUGCAACCAUUGACUACUGGCUACAGCUUUACCAGAAUAUCCAGAUGUCCUUUGACACAGAAUGCAAGUGAUAGGAGAAAACUGCCUGUAAUAGAGCUUAUAAAGCCAGGAUGGGUGGUGGUGCCCCAUGUUCGCCUCCUCACCUCCUAUGAAGAGGGGAGGAUCCUGGCCCUUAGUGGUGAGAACAGGCACCGGUUCUGUGAAGAUACUGCAACAACCAGGUCCCAGCAGCCAAGAUAUACAGUAAAACCCAUAGUUCCAGCCAAAAAGGCUGAGCUUGUCUCUGUUGCCAAAGCAAUGCAUAGAGAAGAAUUUGGGACACGGGUAAAGGAACUAUUUGAUCCUGAGAAAGAAGCAGCGCUGGAUGCUCUUCAAACAGGGAUCUAUAUUGGAUGGCGAUGCCCUGAAUACAACUGGGACUGCAUCAGAGUUGGAGUAAAGUCCAAAUGUUUUUGUGGACACCUCCUCGCUGAACACGGACGGUUUACUGGUACAAGUGUUCGAGUGCCCUGUGCAGUUGCUGGCUGCCAAUGUAGAGCUUAUGCCUUCAUCCCUUCCCGUCCUGAAGAUGUCGGUGAAUUCUGGCUGAGAAAACGAAGAAAUUUUGACCCAAGCACCUGGAGAGCUAAAUGUCGUUGUAAACAUAACCAUGAAGAACACAAUACUGGUGGAAGCCACAGUUGCAAAGUUGGGGGUUGCACGUGCCAAAGUUUUGAUUCUAAUUUCCUCUGUGCAGCCUGUGAUAAACAUUGGGAACAACAUCAAACAUUCUUCGAAACAGAAGCAUAUAGAAAAGAAGCUGGGCUCCCAUAUGGUGAAGCUUACCUGCCCUUUGCAGAAAUGCCCAAGUUACGAAAUGCAGUCCUGUCAGGGAAUGAGGAGGAUGAUUCUGCAUAUCAAGCCAUUACGAGCGGCACAGGAUCCUAUUCUCGUUUAGGGCCUUCUUCCAGCUCAGCCAGGCCUGCUUUACCACCAAACAGGAAUCCAAAAGGCAUUUGAACAAUCUGUAAUUAGCAUCUAUUGAUA